UAGAACUACUUCCGGGAUUUGAAUGUAGUUUUGAUAUUUUGUUUUACUUUUCCGGUUUUCAGAAAAGUUCCAAUUGUACUUUUGUCCCAAAGUCUCUAAUAGUUUCCUGCUGCAGUUUUACAUUGAUAAAUUUAAUCUAGAGAUUAAAUCCAAAGGAAACGGACGAAGAAAAUACAUCUGAAAGAAAUAGAAGAGAGGAAGGAUGAUGGUGGAGGGGGAGAACCAGAGAGGGGAGACCUUCAUACCCAGUGAGGGAGAGGGGUCUGGUGGACAGGAGACCUUCCACAUGAAGGAGUCCGUUGUUGAGGACAACACAGAACCGGAUGAGGGUUCACGGAAGCCAACCACAGGACCAGUGGUUGUCACGGGAAACCAGAAAAUUCCCGCCAUUGAGAAACUGGAACAGGUUCGCAAAUGGAGCAUCACUACUUAUAAGUGUACCAAGCAGGUUCUGUCAGAGAAGAUGGGUCGUGGAUCCCGUACGGUCGACCCAGAACUCGAGGCCCGCAUCGACAUUCUCCGUGAUGACCGCCGCCGUUAUGAUCACGUGACCUGCCUGGCCCAGACACUCGCCACGCAGCUCGCCCAGGUCACACAGACGCAAAGGACUCUGGGCGAUGCCUUCACCGAGCUCAGCCUCAAAACGCCGCCACUACACGUAGAGUUUGGUCUGAACGGGAACACCCAGAGGUUUCUGUCGAAGAGAGGAGAGGUCCUGGUCUCGGCUAUAAACUCUUUCACCUCCGAUAUGAACACACUGGUUAACAAAACUAUAGAGGACACCAUGGUUAACGUCAAACACUAUGAGACAGCCAGGAUAGAGUAUGAUGCAUACCGUUGUGACCUGGAGGACUUGAACCUGGGACCUCGAGACACUGCCACCUUGCCCAAACUAGAGCAGGCCCAGAGAACCUUCCAGAACCAGAGAGAGAAGUAUGAGAAGAGCCGAAACGACCUGUCAGUCAAACUCAAACUACUGGAGGAGAAUAAGGUAAAGGUUCUCCAGCAUCAGUUGGUAUUGCUCCAUGGUGCUGUAGCUUCCUACAGCACCUCCAACCACCAGCACCUGGAGCUCAGCCUGCAGCAGGCAAGCACCAAGCUACCCAUGCCCGGCACGGAGCCUCCUUCCUGGCUAGAGGAGAGCUAAUCACCCCAAUAACCAUCCACCAUGUCUGGGGGUCCAUGAAAUCUUCCGGUAUCUAAAUGCAAGUUGGGGCUUCUCAACUGCCACGUCUGUGGGCCAAAACAGAGGGUAUUGUCGACACUCCUGUUCUCUUACCAUACAGGACCUAUAGGUUCUCCUCUUACCCUAUAGGUUCUCCUCUUACCAUAUAGGUUCUCCUCUUACCCUAUAGGACCUAUAGGUUCUCCUCUUACCCUAUAGGUUCUCCUCUUACCAUAUAGGUUCUCCUCUUACCCUAUAGGACCUAUAGGUUCUCCUCUUACCCUAUAGGUUCUCCUCUUACCAUAUAGGUUCUCCUCUUACCCUAUAGGACCUAUAGGUUCUCCUCCUACCAUAUAGGUUCUCCUCUUACCAUAUAGGUUCUCCUCCUACCAUAUAGGUUCUCCUCUUACCCUAUAGGACCUAUAGGUUCUCCUCUUACCCUAUAGGUUCUCCUCUUACCCUAUAGGACCUAUAGGUUCUCCUCUUACCCUAUAGGUUCUCCUCUUACCCUAUAGGUUCUCCUCUUACCCUAUAGGUUCUCCUCUUACCCUAUAGGACCUAUAGGUUCUCCUCCUACCCUAUAGGUUCUCCUCUUACCCUAUAGGUUCUCCUCUUACCCUAUAGGUUCUCCUCUUACCCUAUAGGACCUAUAGGUUCUCCUCUUACCCUAUAGGUUCUCCUCUUACCAUAUAGGUUCUCCUCUUACCAUAUAGGUUCUCCUCUUACCCUAUAGGUUCUCCUCUUACCCUAUAGGUUCUCCUCUUACCCUAUAGGUUCUCCUCCUACCCUAUAGGUUCUCCUCUUACCCUAUAGGUUCUCCUCUUACCAUAUAGGUUCUCCUCUUACCCUAUAGGUUCUCCUCCUACCCUAUAGGACCUAUAGGUUCUACUCCUCUCACUGUUGUUUCUCCUACUUGUAUACUGUGUUGUCCUCCUAUUCACUGACUGUAUAGGAGUUCUGUUUGGCAGUAGCAUUGUGUCUAAUUGUUAGUAUCACAGCGUUUAUCUUGUGUUUUAUACAGUAUGUACAGCUCUCCUGUAUUGACUAAGCCUGCGUCCAAAAUGGCACCCUGUUCCCUACGUCGUUCACUACUUUUGGAGCUCUAUAAAGGGAAGUGCGUAGCAUUUGGGACGCAGUCUACAACUAAAGGACCAAGCUAACAUGUGGUGCUGAGAUAUGGAACCAAAGCCAGAGACUGUAGAAUGUUCUAGACUGUUAGAACCUUUUUCACUCUAGAACCUCCUGGACUUUAAGGACAUUUUAGAUCCAGAAUUAACUACACUGAACAAAAAUGUAAAAACGACAAACAAUUUCAAAGAUUUUACUGAGUUUCAGUUCAUAUAAGGAAAUCAGUCAAUGUAAAUAAAUGUAUUACGUCCUAAUCUAUGGAUUUAACAUGACUGCAGCCUUGGCAGACAGGCCCAGCCAAACAUAAUGAGUUUUUCCACACAAAAUGGCUUUAUUACAGACAGAAAUACUCCUCAGCACCCCCCAAUCCUGCAGGUGAUGAAGCCGGAUGUGGAGGUCCUGUGCUGGCGUGGUUACACGCUGUCUGCGGUUGUGAGGCCGGUUGGACGUACUGCCAAAUUCUCUAAAACGACAUUGGAGGUGGCUUAUAGUAGAGAAAUUAACAUUCAAUUAUCUGGCAACAGCUCUGGUGGACAUUCCUGUUGUCAGCAUGCCAAUUGCACGCUCCCUCAACUUGAGACAUCUGUAGCAUUUUUAGAGUGGCCUUUUAUUGUCCCCCAGCACAAGGUGCACCUGUGUAAUGAUCAUGCUGUUUAAAUCAGCUUCUUGAUAUGCCACACCUGUCAGGUGGAUGGAUUAUCUUGACAAAGGAGAAAUGUUCACUAACAGGGAUGUAAACAAAUUAGUGCACAAAUUUGAGAGAAAUAAGCUUUUUGCGCAUAUGGGAACAUUUCUGGGAUCUUUUAUUUCAGCUCAUGAAACAUGGGACCAACACUUUACAUGUUGCGUUUUUAUAUUUUUGUUCAGUGUAAUUCCAAAACGCAUGUUUUGCACUUGUCUAGCUACCAAAAAUAACAAUUGUGUAAUUGUGUGUUUUUGAAUAUAAACACAAUUUAAUGCCAAAUAUUGUAAUCGAGAUCAACAUUAUUCUUCAUGUAUGGUAUACUUGUUGUUUUCAAUCUUUAAAAUAGGAAAUUCAAAAAGCACAUCUGAGCUAUCUCUGGGUGCAUGGUAACAGUUGAAUAAAACGAGACAAAAAGGAUAAACCUACACACUGCUACAUACUCGAUAGUAUCACUGCUCUUUAAUAAGCUUUACGAAUCGUCCUCACAUCCAAUCAGAGGCUGAUACGUAAAGCUCAUUACAGAGCAGUGAGCAGGUUUCACAUUGUUUUUCUCCAAUCUUAAAAUGGGGAAAGCACUUGCACAUGUGAGUGGGCUUGUUGCGUGGGAAUCAUUUGACUUGCACACUGCUCUUGCCAGUGUUACUUAGAUUUGUUAAGCUUUUAUGUGUUGGCCUUCCUCAGAGCUUCUGGUGUGUUUUUGAAUCUUGCCCAUUAAAAAUGUUGUGAACAA
Messenger RNA from Salmo salar (Atlantic salmon), 3708 nucleotides. The record is from RefSeq and is a predicted model, not a curated record. Lineage: Eukaryota; Metazoa; Chordata; Actinopteri; Salmoniformes; Salmonidae.